Pungitius pungitius (ninespine stickleback) is the source of this 6684-nucleotide messenger RNA. Its product is annotated as cGMP-inhibited 3',5'-cyclic phosphodiesterase 3A-like. The record is from RefSeq and is a predicted model, not a curated record. Gene Ontology annotation, molecular function: calmodulin-activated 3',5'-cyclic-GMP phosphodiesterase activity. The transcript is spliced from 15 exons. Gene Ontology annotation, cellular component: cytosol. Lineage: Eukaryota; Metazoa; Chordata; Actinopteri; Perciformes; Gasterosteidae. Bases 317 to 3757 code for a protein of 1146 amino acids. Gene Ontology annotation, biological process: oocyte maturation; positive regulation of oocyte development.
GGAGAGAAAGAGAGAUUGUGAGAAGAAGUGUAUCAGAGGCCUGGAUGUGUGAAAAGUCAGGGGUCGCAUUUUUCGGUUCACCGGUUAACUACCAACACAAUACCAGAGCAAAUAUGAUGGGGAGGUUCUGAACUACAACACUCAAAGGAGAGAAUCCAAUCAUUUUGCAGUUCUAAGUUUAUUGAACUUUUAGUUUUGGACAGCGGUCCUCACUGACCACUGUUUUUUGCUGCAGUGGCAAUCACGGAAUGAGGCGCAGACACGCGGACAACUUCCCUCGUCUCCCCGGCGCAACGUUCCGCUCGACUGACCCGCGAUGGCCUUGGAGGCGGACGGCGACCGGGGUUCGUCGAGAAGUGCUCACGAAAAACAUCCCCGGGCGUCUGCGGAGCGCCACGGCUACGUGAGGACAUGUGUCACCCCGUUGCGCCGGGACGCGGGGAGCCACUCGUGGCACGCACUCGCCGCCACCUGGGCACGUCGCGGAGCGUCGCCCGCCGCGCUCUGCGCUGCCUCCGUCUCUGUUAUCCUCGCUCUGCUGCUCACAUUGGUCGACUGGGAUGCGGGCAGCGACGGAAAUAGCAGCGGCUCCGGCUCCCGUCUUCAUUUCGCGGCGGGCUGCGCUGCGGAGCUGCUGGUGACUGCGUGCUACUGCGUGCACCCGGCUUGCACACUCGCGUGUGCCUCCUUCUGGGGCGGGCUGUACCUCCUUCGCCGCGGGGCGCUCGUCCGCACCGCGGUUCUCCUGUUAGCCGCGUGCCUCUUGGGCGAAGCCGCGGCGCAGUUGGUCCUGCGCGGCGCCGAGGAGCAGCCGCUGUCCCACGCCGCCACCCUGGUAGUCCUCGGCUGCCUGGGCAGCGGGGCUUUGCUGGUCGUCCGGCUGCGUCGGGGAGUGUCCGUCGUCGUCUUCGUUAGCGUCAUCGGGGCAGUGUCUGUCGUCUCUCUGGGCAGCCCGCGGGCCAGCUGGAGACCCUACCUGGCCUACCUGCUGGGACUGCUGGGGGUUUUGCUUGCGAGGUAUGCUGACCGGCUGCGGCCGGCCCCAGGGACCAGCGGGACGGGGUGCUGUGGCUCUGUGACCGGGGCGAAGGAGGAGGACAUCCCUGUCUUCAAAAGGAGACGGAGGUCCAGCUCCAUAUCGGCCUCGGAGAUGAUGGAUCACAGUCAGAGCAACAGCAAGUCCCGCCGCAGGACUUCGCUGCCUUGCAUUCCGCGGGACCAGUCGUCGAGCACGAGCGUGGUAGUGGACAUCGCGGUGAUGGGCGAGGCCCGCGGUCUGAUCUCGGACCUGCUGGCGGACCCCUCGCUGCCCCCUAACACCUGCAGCUCUCUGAAGGCCGUCAGCAACCUCCUCAGCACCCAGGUCAGCCUGCAGCCCCUCCACCGGCUCCGCAUUCCUGCCGACACACACACCUGCUCUGACUCUGAGGAGGGGCCCGAAAAAGCAGAGAGACUGGCCAUUCCAAAGCGCAUAAGACGGAGUCUGCCCCCAGGAUUGCUGAGGAGAAUCUCGUCAACCUGGACCACAACCACCUCGGCUACAGGCCUUCCCACCUUAGAGCCGGGCCCAGUACGUCGAGACCGCUCGGCCAGCAUCAAGCACACCGCCGACAGUGAGUCGUGGAACAACUCAGUGAUGAUGACCAUCUCAAAGAGUCGCUCCAUGUCUGCCUCCUGCGCCGUCUCUGUCACGCCCAACCACCUCUACGGCAAACCCCCGGCAAGACCAGGUUUCCCCCUCUCCAACGAGUCCCCUCUGGGCUCCCCGUGCCCAUCUCCUCCUGUGCAGGACUCGCCUGUCUCCAGCCCCACCGUCGCAACGUGCUCCGUGCAGCUUCCUGAGCCGCCCGGGCCUCCGGCAGAGCGGACCCCGGACCCCGGGGCCCUCAAGGGCCACCACAGAGCUUUAACUCACAGCCAGAGCGCCCCGAGCUCCACCACCCCUUACUGGCGGCCUCCGUCACUCUGCGGCAGCUGCGGAAGGCCAUUCAACCACCGGCUGAAUCGCAGGGCAGAGUCUGCCGACAAAGGGGACAGAAUACCCCAUCCAGAUGAGCGCGCCGUAGCUUCCUCGGACUAUGACAGCACCUACGACAGCACCUUCGAGACCAACCACAGUGACAGCAGUGACUUCGCACAGAACGAAGAGGAGGGAGAGGCGGGCAAGAAGCUGCCUGAAGUGAGGGAGGGUUGCAGCGAGUAUCUGGCAGAGGGCAUCGUCCUUCACCCGCUCCUGCCCUCCCCAGAGGAAGGCAGUGAGAGGAUUCCUUUGGACAAACCGAGCUCGGCCGCGGAGCCUUUAGAGCUGCCAGAGCUGGAGCCUCUGAUGAGUCAACUCAACAACUGGAACUUUCCAAUAUUUAGUUUAGUGGAGAAGACUCAAGGCUUCAUCCUCAGUCAGGUUUCCUAUAAGCUCUUUGAAGACACAGGUCUAUUCGAGACCUUCAGAAUUCCUGUGCAAGAGUUCAUGAACUACUUCCAUGCUUUGGAAAACGGAUACAGGGUCAUUCCUUAUCACAACCGGACCCACGCCACUGACGUGCUACACGCUGUUUGGUACCUCACCACUCAGCCCGUACCGGGCCUGCCCACCGCUCUGACUGAGAAUGGGAUACACUCGGAGAACGGCAUGAACCCCGGUGCCGCGGGCUUCCUCGUGUCCAAGAUGAACUCUGUGCUGGAGGACGGCUACGGCUCGCUGGCUGGCCUUAUCCCCGGCCUGGAGCUCAUGGCCCUGUACGUAGCUGCCGCCAUGCACGAUUAUGACCAUCCGGGAAGAACCAAUGCCUUUCUAGUAGCUACUAGUGCACCACAGGCUCUUCUGUACAACGAUCGUUCAGUCUUGGAAAACCAUCAUGCAGCUUCAGCGUGGAACCUCUUUAUGUCUCGACCUGAGUAUAACUUCCUGGUUAACCUUGAACAUGUGGAGUUCAAGCGCUUCCGCUUCUUAGUCAUUGAAGCAAUCCUGGCCACCGACCUCAAAAAGCACUUUGACUUCCUUGCAGAGUUUAAUGCAAAGGUGGGUGAUGAAGGAGUGUCUGGUAUUGACUGGACCAACGAAAAUGACCGAUUGCUGGUGUGCCAGAUGUGCAUCAAGCUGGCAGACGUCAAUGGGCCGCUGAAGUGCAAGGAGCUGCACCUGCAGUGGACGGAGGGGAUUGUAAACGAGUUCUACGAACAAGGUGACGAAGAAGCAACCCUGGGCCUUCCCAUCAGCCCGUUCAUGGACCGCUCCGCCCCGCAGCUCGCCAAGCUGCAGGAGUCGUUCAUCGCGCACAUAGUGGGACCUCUGUGCUCAUCCUAUGACGCCGCUGCGCUCAUGCCGGGAUGCUGCGUCGACCUGCCCGAGGAAGAGGCGGGUCCGGAAGAAGCGGGGGAGGAACGCGACACGGAACAGGACGGCGUGACGGAUGAGGAGGCAUCCACGAGUUCUAACACCUCCCAGGAAAGAGAAACCAAAAAGGUGAGCCGGAGGAAAGUGUUCUGCCAGAUAACACAACAUAUUCUGGAAAACCACGAAAUGUGGAAACGAGUCAUUGCUGCAGAGGCCAAGGAAGAAGCGGAGAACGGAGACCCGAACGGCAUCGGCAGCCCGACUGAUCCAAUCCCGUCCAUUCACGAGGAGGAGGAGGAGCAAGCAAGCAAAGAGGAGUCCGUCGACGGUCUUGAUGGGAGCGAAGAGGUGCCGACUAUAGAGGAAGAAGAAAUCCUUCCGCAAUCAGAGACCUCAGGGGAAAAAGAGGAGGAUUCAGAGUGACAUUAUGAACUUUGACCUCCUAGAACUUGGAAAUUGAACGUUGUUCUGAAAAUGUUUGUUUCUUUCUUAACUAAACUCUUGAUAUGGUAGCCAGCACAUCACUUUGACACAACACUGUAGAAGAUCUUUUGGGUAAUAUGUGCCUAACAAAAACUGGGAGGACAGGGAUGAUGCAUGCCCAGUUCAUCUGAUGAGAAGAGAGGCCCAAGAGCUGAUGUGACACACAGUAGUAGUAGAAGAAGAAGAAGAAGCAGAAGCAAAAUGAGAAUGAUUGGGACUGCGCUUGUUUUUUUUGUUUUUUUUGAUGUGGUAUUCGUUUUGGUCCCGGAUGCGCCGCGCCCUGCCCUCACCCAGGCCGCCCGCGCCCACGCUCAGAUUCACCCUUCACCAGUGAGUAAUACACUGUCACCCUCCCGACCGCCUUUUUUGAGUUUCUCCCGCGUCCAUCGGCACACUGUAGGGCCCACCCAGCUGGUUAAGGAUGUGCAACAGGUCCUUUUCUCUUUUAAGACAAUGGGAUGAAAGCCGCACGGAAAAAGCUGCGUCCACUAAGGCCCAGCCGUGUGGAAGGAGAGGGGUGGGGAAAAAAAACAGGGGCCAGCUGUAGUCCAUUGUGUACACAAACGUACCCCGGGACGUGCUGCACAGAUACAAACACACAUGCAGCGACUGUAGAAACACGAUUCUCUCGCUCAGAUCAGAACCCUGUUGCUCUAAAGGCUUCAGAGCAUUGUUUCAUGGAAAACAAUGUUGGGACUUGGGUUUUCUCAAAGUCAGCCCAGCACAGCUACACGUUUCCAGGGCACGUAACUCAGGAAGGCAGAAACCCGUAGAGAAAAUGAAACAAAAAGGGGCACUCGCCUGUUUCCUUCCCCCAUUUUCUUGCCGCUGCUUCAAGAUUUUCUUUCCCUGAUAUUUGCGGCACUACUUGUUUAUUUACAAGUCCACUAAGACAUGCGAUCUCCUUUCCGAAGUACAAAGGACCCACAAGAGAAACUAGAUUAGUGAUCACAUUAUGCUGUAUAUCACAGUUCAUUUUGUGAGAUCAUAAUCCUUUCAUAAUUGAAUCAUGUUUAACUCUACACAGCUAAUAAGGUAAGGUUCACUUUUCUAAGAAAAUAUAAUCUUUGUCCACAUUUUCGCCACUUUUCCUACUUGUGCCAACUUACGUUUAUAGUAAUAUACUCAGCAUUGGCAAUAAAUAUCUCUUCUUUGCAAUAACAUUUAUAGCCUGGUAUGUAGGUCAAAUAUUUUAGAGAGUUAAGUAAUCCCUUAAGCCAGGCCCAGGCCAGAGCUGAUUCACACCUCCAAAUCAGACAUUUACAUUAAUAGGCAUAAAGGAAAACGCUUCCCUGUGGAGCCCACUGCCAUCCAGGAAGAUCUCAAUCACAUCCAAAUCACUCAAAUUUUAUAAAGUCAAGUGCUGUUAACUGUGAUAAGAGUUUUCUCCAUACUGGGGAAAUUACAGACAGCAAAUGGAAAAGCCAGAAUGAGAGAAGUACAAAUUUUACUUGCUGAAAAGGAGAUAAUUACGCUUUCUACAGAAACAUCGCAUUGAAAAUGACAUCUGGAUUUUGCAUGGUUUCUUUUAAAAGACGGCCGUGCAAUAGGGCAAAAGAUCAUAUAGGUCAGCUGACCUCGUUUUUUCCCCUUUGUAGUCCUUACUGACGAUGAAGUGUACGGGUUAACAAGCUCUUAACCUCUCCUCCUACCUCUUUGAUGUCCACAGAUUUAGAUUGGUGGUGAUGGAAAAAAAAGUGUGGACAAGGAGAACAGCCUCAGUAAUGUUACUGCUUAAUGAAAGAAGCAGGAGGAGAAGGAGGAGCUUCAGGCUUUAGCUCUUUUUCACAUUUCAGUAAAUUCCAUAAGAUGUAACUGAUUUAAGUUUGGUGAGAUUCAAAAUCAAUUGGUGAUAUACAUGUAUAUAUACACUUGACAAAGGAAUGUGAGCAUCAAUUAUCUGUACAUUUUAUUUCAUCUCUGUGGGAAAAAAGUUGUUUGCAACAUAACAUUUGAAAAUCCCAGAAAGAAAAGCCGAGGUUUCGCAGGAGACGACACAACCUCCGGGAAUUUGGCUAUUUCGUCUCCAUGAUCAUUCAGAAACAAAAUAGAAAACAGACAUUUGAAGCAAUGCGAGCUGCUGAAGGCGGAUAAAAGAUCGCUGCCUGAUGAAAAAAACAUGACCAAAAUUGAAACAAAACCAGAGCAUACGAUAGAAAAAUAAAAAUCUCUCAAGGAUACAAAAUACUUGCAACGCAACCGGUCUUUUUGACAUUAUUCAAAUACACUCAAUAAAAACUGGCAAAGCAAUUCAUUUAUCUGGAGUGUUUGAAGACACUACGUUCUGAACUACUGUGACCCAAUUUCUUAACUCAAUUAGAGCUAAGCUAACGUUAAUACUGUUUAAAUCCACAGCUGUAUCCAUUGCACUAUUAUCAAAGGUCCAUUGUGCAAAGGAGGGCUAAACCGAGCAAGGUAAUGCCAUUAACUGCUUAUUCUCUGUACUUAUUCGUACUGCGAUGAAAACAAAGCCUGUGCUCACCAAAGCCUGAGCUUUGAGAGGAAAGGCAACGUUUCAACAUGGUCAAUCAGUUCUUUAUUCACGUUAAACAUGGAAGACAUUAAGAAAAGAGACAGAAGGUUACAUUUUUGUGAAUAAAAAGAAAAGAAAAAAGAAAACUAGCUCAAAUAGAAUUUCUUUUUAAGUGGCGAACAGGGAAGUCCUAAGACCUUAUGUGUAAUAACUGAGAUUUAGAAAACUUUUGAAAAACGUUGUUUGAAGAGUGAUGCAGAAAAACAGAAUGCUGCUCCUUGAUAAAUAGUUUUAGUAGAGAAGAAGCAGACCAAUCACAAAUGAUCACCAAAGUAAAUGAUUACAAACAUGCAGGAACCCAAUAUGUCAUCACUGAAACCUGAGGACAACGGGG